Aspergillus wentii DTO 134E9 is the source of this 2570-nucleotide messenger RNA. RefSeq names its product transcription factor domain-containing protein. Gene Ontology annotation, biological process: DNA-templated transcription; regulation of DNA-templated transcription. The record is from RefSeq and is a predicted model, not a curated record. Lineage: Eukaryota; Fungi; Ascomycota; Eurotiomycetes; Eurotiales; Aspergillaceae. Gene Ontology annotation, molecular function: DNA-binding transcription factor activity, RNA polymerase II-specific; DNA binding; zinc ion binding. The transcript has 9 exons. Bases 385 to 2451 code for a protein of 688 amino acids.
CCAUCGCUGCUGCACCGCCCAUGCGACCGUGCCGCCUUCUAAGAAGCUCGGCAUCAGCCAACGUCCACGAGUUGAAGCGGAGAGCCCGGGGUGUUGAUUCUGGAUCCUUGCAAAUAUCAGACGACGAACAGGAUCAGCCUUGUUUAUCCUAUCAGCAUCCUCAUAGGUUUCUGGCCCAUCACCGGAAGGAGAGUCAGCAUCUGUGCUUUCGGAACAUUUUGUUAUUCUAGUUACCUGAAGCUCUUGAUCAACGGUCAGCGUCGGGCCAAUCUCAAGGGACAUUCACCAGAAUCCCCACACACAGUCUUUCCGACACUGUUAUUGCUCCUCUUCCCUCUCCACUCUGCGAUAUGCUUGUCGUUCGACGGUAGACAUCAUUGCGAGAUGGUACAGGGAAAAAGACCCCGAAGUGCAUCACAGCGGGCGCUGGACGAUCAGUCGAAUGCGAAACGUUCGAUGGUAGCAUGCAAUCGAUGCCGCAACAGGAAGACCCGCUGUGCCGGCAACCCUCCUCAUCCAUGUGCCGCAUGUGAAGAUGCCGGGCAGACGUGUGUGUAUUCAGAAGCAGAAAAGCGAGUGUCUAUUUCUGAAAGUUAUUUCCGUCAACUCCAGUCGCAGUCGCAGGCAACACCGCGACAAACCACAUCUCACCAACCCCAUUUUCAUCAACCCGAGGAGCAGUUCUCUUCGUCUACCAUUCCUAGUUUCGCUCAAUCUAGUCCCUUUCCUAAUGUCGAGAUACCCGGAGAACGGGAUGACUGGUGGUACAAGGGAACUGACAACCUGUUCCUGAACCGGUCUGGCGAGCACCACUUUGUCGGCGCAUCAUCAACUACCCAUCUUGCCAAACGGUUGAAUCCCACUUCAACCAAUCUCGCCUGGGAUGUGCGUCCUCUCUACGACGACCCUUCGUCGUUACGUCGAUCAGUCACUCGGGCUCUUCCUCAAAUGCCCCCGUACGAAUUUGCCAAGAGACUCUUUUGGGUACAAUACAACUAUAUUGGAACUAUCUUCUCUUUGAUCCAACCUGAAGAUUUCGAACGACGCUUGAAUAUGGUUUAUAACCCCUCUCCUGAUGUAUCUAAUCGCGAAUCAUCCCUCGUAUAUUGCCAAGUACUACUUGUCAUUGCAUUUGGACUUAUGUACUCGGUGAAUCAAUGGUCUGGCGAUGAAGGGCCACCUGGCUUCAAAUAUUUCAAGCACGCAUUGCGCUUCUUGCCUGACAUUCACGAAGAAGGCUCUAUCUUUUUCGUCGAGGUCCUGUGCUAUGUUGCCUAUUACAUGCAAAACCUCAAUAGAAGAGAUGCAGCCUUUCUUUACAUCGGUCUUGCACUCCGCAUGGCCAUUUCACUAGGCCUCCAUCAGGAGGUCUCUGACCCAGACAUUAGUGACAUUGACCGUGAUCGUCGACGUCGAGCUUGGUGGUCGGUCUACAGUUUGGAUCGGAUACUAUCAGUGAAAUCAGGGAAUCCGAUCACAAUUCAAGAUGAGGAUAUUGGAACUACAUGGCCGAUCCCAGAGGAUGCGGCAGCACAAAACGUCCCAUGGCCAUCUAUCGUGCUCACCCACUAUACCAAAUUGUCUCGGAUCUUAGGCAGGAUUGGCGAAGAAAUCUAUCGCAAGAAGCCUCACUCCGGAUCAAACCUCAUAGCCUCCGUCCAGAGUAUCACAAAUGCUCUUUCCGAUUGGCUGCGACAGGUUCCCGACCGGAUCCGAAUCGACUUUAGUACUCUUGAUUCGAACAUCAAUCGUGUCUCCGUUUCGAUUUUCUUGCAUUUCUACUCUUGCGUCAACAUGACUGCUAGACCCCUUGUCUUCUAUGUAAUUCAGCGACGGCUAGAUGCGGAGGCUCGAGGAUCUGCCACGGAGGAUUGGAAGGAGGGGUUAUCGCAGAAUACAGUGGCAGUCAUUGAUAGUUGUAUCACAGCAUCUCGAGCGACAACCUUUAUCAUGGAUGCCGCAGCAAAACACAAUUUAAUCGCAACAUACGGUUAUCUUGAUGGCGAAUAUGCCUUUUCUGCCGCACUCCUUCUGGUCAUGGUUAACGCGGCAUUUCCACACAACGAUAGCAACUUCCGGACAAUGGAGAUGGCAUUGAAUCUUCUUCGCGGAAUGGCAGAUCGUGGGAACACCUACCUUGCAUCUCGUCACGCAUUGCUAGUGGAGCUCCAAUCCGCUCUCCGCGCCAAACCGUCCAAGGGAGGAAAUCCUGUACCCGCAAGACCCGUUACACCUAGUAGCUCGCAGCAGCAUAGUCCUCCUGCGGAGGAGGUCGAUGAGAAUCCAGGCAUUAUACCAACUGAGUGGCCGUUAGAGCAGGAUCUUCCUUCUAUGCGGGAUAUAUCGUUUAAUUUUGAUAUCAAUGACGAUCCGGGAUUGUGGGAGGAGGUUCUCAAUCAAAUUGAUAUUGAUAUGGAUACGGAUUGGAUUGAGAAUACUCUAAGAAGAUGAUAUCGUAUUUAUAUCUCUAUUAAUUUGCUUCUUGUUCAUAUAACUUUGACAUAUACAUAGUGCUGAAAUUAGAAGUAUCAGGCCAUAUACAUAUCUCCCUGCAUCCAGAUCUUUUUGCG